AUGCGGGUCCCUCUCAUCCCUCACUCCAACGCCGAACAAGAGGCAUCCGAGCACCACACAAUCUCUAGCUCUUCGAACGGAAUAUAUUACACCCCUACCACUCUUUCUAUUGGGCAGGAUUACUCGCCCGCGGCUACCCCUUCUACAUCCUACACACCCUCUUCCACCUGCACCUCUGGUGACCGAGACUAUCGCUCCGCAGAUGUGAACAGCGACGCAAUCGCCUGGCAAACCUAUAGCCAUUCCAGACCUUCCGGAUCUCGUUCACAUUCUAUUGCAAGUACAGCAUGCCAGGACGUGGAUCAACUACAGAGCCCGGGGUACUCCUUCGGCCAAGUCACUCAAACCCACGGUUCUGGAGCGGACUUUACCUACCGUGACAUCGCGGACCACCCUUAUAUAACUUCCCAAAGAGCCGCAGAAUAUACCCAACAAUACAGUCCACAGAGCUCGCUCCCGGUGCAAUACUCCGCGGCGACCUCUUUCAGUCAAGAUCCGUACCUUCACCACAUACUCCCUUCUUACACGGCCGCUACGACAGUGAGCACAGAUCAGCUCACUUCUUCGCCAACAAGACAACGUAAGCACAACCGAGGCUCCGGCACUAGUCAUGUGACAACUACAUACCAAUUUGCGACAGACUACAUUCAGCAGCACGACCAUCUUGCUUUUGACACGGAUGAUUCCUUCUUGGCCGAGCCUUUCGACCAGCACUCGUUUGAGACCUCCACGUUCCCUAUGACCACAACUACCAGCGCUACCAGCGAGACUAGCGAGCUCCAGCGCUCAACUUCCAAAGCCUGUCGCGGCCGCCGGACUUCCACCCCACACAGCCCCGGGUCCUCGGCCAGCAAUGAAGUGCAACAUACCUGCCAUUGCGACGCGUCUUUCAAGCGCGCCGCUGACCUCACAAGACACCGCAUGAGCGUGCACGGAGAGAACGUCAUACUGUUUGACUGCGAUUUUCCCGGGUGCAAUAGAAGAGGCGCAUCCGGGUUCAAGAGGAAGGACCAUCUGAACGAGCACAAGCGGAAUGUGCAUAAUCUGUAUAUUCAGAAGAGGGAGAAGGGCCAGAGGAGCGCGCGUGAUCCUAGGCCGGAAGAGGGUUUUACUGGCCGAGGUGGUUACUAG
Coniosporium apollinis CBS 100218 is the source of this 1131-nucleotide messenger RNA. RefSeq lists its product as uncharacterized. The coding region runs from base 1 to 1131 and encodes 376 amino acids. NCBI's taxonomy places the organism in Eukaryota, Fungi, Ascomycota, Dothideomycetes. The record is from RefSeq and is a predicted model, not a curated record. The transcript is spliced from 2 exons.